GAACCUGACCUUUUUGACCAGAGACAUUCAUGACAGCUGAUUGUCUUGUCCGGCAAAAACUGUCAACUUUAGCUUCUGUGAACUUUAGCUGCUAUUUUCGUGUGAGGCUUUGUAAAACUGGACAUCAACAGUGUUUUAAGCGGUUAGCAGUGUUUUAUUGGACUGCAGCGGCCUUGUGGAACAGUGGGAUGUGCGGUGUUCAAUAAUGCUAGUUGAGGAAGACAAGAAACGUGCCGAAAACAUUCUAGAAGCUUUUCAAGUGAACUGGAUUUGCCUUAGGGACGCUGAUAGUGGCCGAGUGAUUUGGCAGGGACGCGAAGACAUCAGCCAACCGGACAUCGAACAUGAGGCUCGAGUACCUCAAAACAUCCUCAAAUGUCGUGCAGUAUCUCGAGAGUUUAGUUUUAGUUCCAAAGAGGCGAUACAAAACUUUCGUCUGGAACAGAAAGUACUGUUUAAAGGGCGGUGUCUCGAAGAAUGGAACUUCGAAUUUGGUGCUGUUCUGCCGGCAUCGACAAACACAUGGCAAUCAACCAUGGAAGCCGCCCCGGAGUCGCAGAUGAUGCCCGCCUCCGUUCUCAACGGAAACAUCGUCAUCGAGACCAAGUUCUUCGACGAAGACCUACUGAUCUGCACCUCCAAAGUGAAGCUGUUUUACGUGUAGUCGAGUCCAAUCGGGCCGUGGAUGGCACCAGUGCGAGCAAAACCGUUGUGAUAUUUAUAUUCCUUGCACUUUGCCACUGUGUGGAACACCUACUCGCUUUUCCGGACAGUUUCAGUUGCUUAACAACAUUCCACGUGCAGCCCUUUUUGAUGCUGUUUCCUGUUCAAGACGCUUCGCUCAUUGCAACGAGUUUUUGUAUUUUUGCACCGAAUUGAACUAAAUAAAUAUAUUUAACU
Messenger RNA from Dendroctonus ponderosae (mountain pine beetle), 900 nucleotides. Its product is annotated as retinal rod rhodopsin-sensitive cGMP 3',5'-cyclic phosphodiesterase subunit delta. The transcript has 2 exons. NCBI's taxonomy places the organism in Eukaryota, Metazoa, Arthropoda, Insecta, Coleoptera, Curculionidae. Gene Ontology annotation, cellular component: cytoplasm. The record is from RefSeq and is a predicted model, not a curated record. The coding region runs from base 206 to 664 and encodes 152 amino acids.